Molecule: messenger RNA, 3557 nt
Organism: Aspergillus homomorphus CBS 101889
Lineage: Eukaryota; Fungi; Ascomycota; Eurotiomycetes; Eurotiales; Aspergillaceae
Product: putative polarized growth protein (Boi2)
Exons: 3
Coding region: 465-3512 (1015 amino acids)
Biological process (GO): actin cytoskeleton organization
Cellular component (GO): plasma membrane
Molecular function (GO): protein binding
Source: RefSeq, a predicted model, not a curated record
CUUCUUCUAUCAUCUCUCCUCCGUGUCCCUCAUUUGUAACAAAUCACUUAUUCUUACCUAUCCUCCGAAGAAAGCUCCCCGUCAACUGUCCAUUCCCCCCUCGCCCUCUGUUUAGCUGCAAUCUCCUGGGCAAUGACCACCACCAAUUGAUCGACAUCAUUUUGCCCACUACUGCCAUCACCCUGCAUCAUCGACUCCUCUCUCUGUCUGACUGGUUCUUUCAGUCCAACUGAACUCUCCUUCCGCCCUACCUUAAUUCUCUGUGUCUUUCCUCCGGCUUUCCGUCCAUACCUUCAAGCUUAUUUACUUAUACUUCCUCUUCCCGCUUCCUCGAUCCCUCCGUUCAUUCUAGACCAUCUUUAAUCUGGGCGGCGGCCCCAUGCCCGGCACUUGAGUCUCACUUCCUCCUCCUCCUCCUCCUCCUCCCCCCACCUUUUUCUCGGUCAUUUCGCCUCUCAUCCCCAAUGGCCCUCGCCGCUCCUCCCCGCAAUGUUGUCCCCGGGGAUCUCCUACUUGUCGUCCAUGAUUUCGAUGCCCGCGGCCCCGACGAACUAACUUUGCGACGCGGCGAAAAGAUCGAAUUGGUUGAGCUGGACGAGGGCUUCGGAGAUGGCUGGUAUUUGGGCAAAGACUUAACCACCGGUUCGACUGGUCUUUUCCCUGGUGUGUACACUACCGCCGCUCCCAAGAUCCGCACUCGCCCUUCUACCGAGACGGCGCAGCAGCAGCCAGCGGCGGCGCACCCGACAGCAACUGAUGGCACUACGCUUGAUGCUGAGACAGUCCCCCAGAGCGGCGAAUCCACCCCUCAAGUUUCGCGCCAUACCAGUAUCUCUGACCUACGCGCCACCGAGGUGCCGCGGUCGCCCCCGCAACAGCAGCAGCCACAACAACGUUCCGCCUCCUCCCCCUUGCCGACUGCCAAGAUGACCCUUGAAAUCCGUCAGGCGCUGGAGGGGCAACAUCGCAACGGCCAAGAUAGCCCUGUCAUGAAUGAGACCCUGAGUGUAAUUGAUGAGCACAUCACCGACCUUAGUACGCCGCGCCAUAGUGUGGCUGAUCAGGAGCUCUCGGUUCUGAACGACUCCGCCAGCGAGUACAGCAGCCAUAUCGAUCACCGUCGCUCGUACAUCAAUGGUCAUGAAACCGACGAGGAAGAAGAGCGGCAGCCGCAGGAGGCCCAGGUUCGACGCUGGUCUCCCGCCUACGCGGCCCGCCAGCUGCGCCAGCUGGGCAUCGAAGACAGGCACUGUGACAUCUUCGAGGAGCAGGAGAUCAGCGGCGACGUGCUGCUCGACAUGAACCAGGAUUUUCUCUUCAUGAAGGAAUUUGACUUUGGCGUUAUGGGCCGUCGCCUGAAGACCUGGCACAAGAUCCGCACUUUCCAGGAUCAAGUCAAAGUCGGCCGCAAGCCCCAAUCGCCGGCAGUAUCGCCCUCCCAACCGCGCAGCUCGCUGGCGGCAGGUCCCAGUUCCCCUGAGCGCACACGUAGUCGAACUGGGCAGACGGCCCCAUUGCUACCGCGCAUUCCGACAUUGCGCACUUCGAAUACGCCCCAUCCCAGGCUUGUCAGCAACACGGUCUCCAGUAGCAGCAGUGGCUCUCCGAUUCCGCCGCAAACUCCCCCAUAUAUGGAUCAUUCGCGCCGCCCGUCCGCUGCGUCGGUGCGGGAAAUCAAUCAUUCGCGCCGCCACUCGUCAAUCGAUGCAACCACCUGUUACUCGGGCGUCGUCGAUGGUUCCCCAGGACCCACGCAGCGUGGUUCGUUUGACCGUGCAUGGUCUUUGUCUACGGGACCCCAGCAACGGCUUCCCACGCGGCCGGGCACAUCUGCCGGCACCUCGACUGGCACCUCCCCUGCCUUCGAGACGGGAUUUGUACCAACUGGCCAUCAUCCAAACGAGUCAAAUGGCUCCGACGCAGUAGCCGCAACGCGGGAUGACCUCGAUCGCGGCUAUUUCUCGGGCCCCGAGGGCGACACUCGCAAAAACCGGCGAUUGCUACAGAAACGGCAAUCCGCGACUGGAAGUGCCGAUGCACGCAUCUCGCCGGUUCCCGGGGAGCCCCUGCGGGUUGCGAAGCGACAUUCACGUAUCAGCAGCAUGGACUCGAUCCGAGAAAAGGCUGCGCAGCCCAUUGCCCCGCCCAACAAGUCUUACACAGCACCCGCGCCCAAGCGACGCCUUCGCAGUCUCAGCACCCGUCUGGUGGAUCGACGAGCGCCGCAGUCGGCUCCGGUUUCCGCGAUCGAAGACCGUUCCGGGGGAUCCAGCCUGUUCGGGCCGCUCUUUGGUGGGAAGUCAGAGAACGAUGCAUCCCGUUCGUCGCAGCAAACGGCUAAGAUCGGUGGUCCGAAGUUCUUUCGUGCUGUAGGUCUUCGAGCCAUGUCUGAUGUGGUGAACAAGGGCGCAGAGACCGCUGCGCCGCCGUCGCCAAUUCGGGACCGAGAUCCUGCUCCUGCCAGGACUGGCUCCACGACUCCUUCGACCACUAAGAGUUCUGAACGGCUGAGCACGGACGGCUCCGGCAAGGGAACAGAGGGUGGUCUGUGGCCCCGCUCCCGGCCUUCCGUCAAGACUGGGCCCAAAUCGAAGAAGGAUACCAGUGCCUAUAUGCGUGGCUUAGAGAAGAAAUCUCCGCAGGAGCAGAUGACUGGCUGCGACUACGUUGGGUGGAUGAAGAAAAAGUCCCCAAACCUAAUUACCACGUGGAAGCCACGGCUCUUCGUGCUGCGGGGUCGCCGGCUGUCGUAUUAUUACUCGGAACAAGACACGGAGGAACGGGGUCUGAUAGAUAUCACUGCGCAUCGCGUUCUGCGCGCCGACCACGACCCUAUGAUUGCGCUGCAUGCCACAAUCACUGGAUCGACCGGAUCGCCCACCGCGCCUGCUCCCUCAGUGCAACUGGCUGAUGGGACUUCUUCGACCGAUCCCAUCCCCACCACCGAGGCACCACGAGUCAGCAAGGCUGGCAACGAGGGUCCGUUCUUCUUCAAAUUGGUUCCACCCAAGUCGGGCUCGUCACGAACGGUGCAGUUCACGAAGCCGGCAGUACAUUACUUUCAAGUCGACAACGUACAGGAGGGUCGACGCUGGAUGGCCGCGUUGAUGAAGGCGACCAUUGAACGGGACAUGGACUUGCCAGUCGAGACAACGAAUAAACAGCGCACGAUCAGUUUGAAGGAGGCGCAGUUGAUGAACCAGCGGCCGCCGGCGUUGAUGGCGGGAGCGGCAGCUGGAGUAGCAGAUGGUGCGCCGCCCGAGGCGAUGGAGAAAGAAGUUGCGUCGCUGAAGACACCAUCGGAGAGCACCGAAGCGGAGACAGCAGCAGAGACGCCGGAAGCAUCUGAGGCACCUGAAGAACGAGGCUUAAUGAUCAAGGGGCUCGACUUUGAUGGGGAGCCUGCCCGCCGCGACGGCAAUGAGGAGGGUUCCCGACUAUCGAAUCCUCUGGGAGAAGUCGACACUGGCCCGGCGUCCUUACUUCCGGAGUCGAUCCGAAAUUCACAGUGACGCAGCUCGGAGUUUACGUUUUCCUACCCUUCUAUUCCCCCCCCC